Phasianus colchicus (ring-necked pheasant) is the source of this 17611-nucleotide messenger RNA. It is a transcript of the gene ZNF608, whose product is annotated as zinc finger protein 608. The record is from RefSeq and is a predicted model, not a curated record. Gene Ontology annotation, cellular component: nucleus. Gene Ontology annotation, biological process: regulation of transcription by RNA polymerase II. NCBI's taxonomy places the organism in Eukaryota, Metazoa, Chordata, Aves, Galliformes, Phasianidae.
CAAAAAAAAAAAAAACAAAAACAACAACAUCAAAAAAUAACCUGAUGCUCCAGUUCUGACUGUGAAUGCUGCCUACCAGCAUGCAGAGCUGUGAGUGAGGAACAGCAUUUUUUUUUUUUUUUUUUUUUAAUUAUUUUUGUAAGCGAGGAGGAAAAACCAAACAAGCAAAAAAGGACCUCUGAUCCGAGUGCCAAAGUAGGGGAGAUGUGUCACUGACCGGGCUGCGAUGGUACUUGCUGCCUACUGCGUGAUCGCUUGCUCUCUAAGUAAAAUGAGACACAGAGCUGUUGCUGAGACGAGUGGGAACAGCACUUUGAUUUGCUGGUUUAAUUAAAAAAAAUGAUAAAGGACUGAAGGAAAAGGUGGAUGUGGACCACAGGUUGCAAACCCAGUCACACCUGGAAAAGGAGGACCAGAAGAAUUAAAUCUAGAGAAGCCCAGCGGAGAUAAACGAAUGUCCCCACACCUCCAGAGGAAAGUUCAUCGAAUUUUUACUCUAGAGAUCUCAUCUUCAGGAUGUCAUUGAACACUUCCAGUACAGGAAAAGGUGUGGAUCCAAACGCGGUUGACACUUACGACAGUGGCGAUGAUUGGGAAAUCGGUGUGGGGAAUUUAAUAAUUGAUCUGGACGCUGAUUUGGAGAAGGACAGACAGAAAUUUGAGAUGAAUAAUUCUACCAAUACCACCAGCAGCAGCAGCACCAGCUCCAAGGAUUGUGGGGCUCUGGCUUCCAGUGGGGCUAAUACUACCUCAGCCUUAGCUGAUGGCCUAAAAUUUGCUUCUGUUCAGCCCUCCGCUCCCCAGGGGAAUUCCUCUCACAAAGAGACUAGUAAAUCAAAAGUGAAAAGGAGUAAAACUUCUAAGGAUGCUAAUAAAUCUCUGCCUUCUGCUGCCUUGUAUGGGAUUCCUGAGAUCGGCAGUGCUGGCAAGAGGCAGGAAGUCCAAGGGCGCCCUGGAGAGGCAACUGGCAUGAAUUCAGCACUGGGUCAAAGCGCGAGCGGUAACCCAAACGGCAAUAAUAACAGCACCAGCAGCACCACCGCCAUUGCCUCUUGUGGGAAAAACAAGGAGGAGAAACCAUGUAAAAACCAGGGCAGCCGAGGCGCCAAGCGGGAUAAGGAUGCGGGGAAGUCCCGGAAGGACAAGCAGCACGACGUGCACCUGGGCCCCCCCAGCGGCCCCGGGGGCGGCGGCGGUGGCCAGGGACCCCCCGGGCACCUCUAUGGCUACGGGUCCAAGGGCGGCGGGGGGAGCGGCAGCCCCUUCCACUGCACCGCCGCCGCAGCCGCCGGGGAAGUUAGCAAAGGCACCCCGGAUUCAGGGUUAAUGGGGAACUCUAUUUUGGUAAAAAAGGAAGAGGAGGAGGAAGAGAGCCACAGGCGAGUCAAGAAAUUGAAGACAGAAAAGGUUGAUCCCCUGUUUACAGUGCCUGCACCUCCACCUCCAAUUUCCAGCAGUAUCACACCUCAGAUUCUGCCUUCCUACUUUUCUCCAUCUUCAUCCAAUAUUGCAGCACCAGUUGAGCAGCUUUUGGUACGGACUCGUUCAGUGGGUGUAAAUACUUACGAAGUUGGAGUAGUAACAGAACCUGAAUGCCUUGGACCCUGUGAGCCUGGGACCAGCGUGAACUUGGAAGGAAUUGUGUGGCAUGAAACUGAAGAAGGUGUCCUGGUGGUAAACGUUACGUGGAGGAACAAGACUUACGUGGGAACACUGCUGGACUGCACAAAGCAUGACUGGGCCCCUCCCAGGUUUUGUGAAUCUCCAACAAGUGACCUGGAAAUGCGAGGAGGAAGGGGCAGGGGGAAGCGGGCAAGGUCCGCUGCAACUGUGGCUAUACCUGGAAAUGAUACAAGUUUCACUGAGUCUAGAGGACUUCAGAGUAAGAAUCGAGGUGGCGCUAAUGGAAAGGGAAGAAGGGGCAGCCUUAACUCAAGUGGGCGCAGGACACCCCCAAAUUGCUCUGUGGAUGAAGUCAAAGCCAGCCCCUCAUCUACAAACAAGAGAAAAACUAAGCCUCCUAUGGAGCUAGACUUAAACUCCAGUUCAGAGGACAGUAAGUGUGGAAAACGUGUUCGUACUAACUCCAGAAGCACUCCAACCACCCCACAGGGGAAACCAGAGACUACUUUUUUGGACCAAGGCUGCUCUUCUCCAGUGCUGAUAGACUGUCCUCACCCCAACUGCAACAAAAAGUACAAGCACAUUAAUGGACUACGAUACCAUCAGGCUCAUGCACAUUUAGACCCAGAAAACAAACUGGAGUUUGAGCCUGACAGUGAGGACAAAAUUUCAGACUGUGAGGAACCAUUGAGUAAUGUGGCACUUGAAUGCAGUGAACCAAGCACAAAUUUGCCAGGCUUUGAUCCACUAAAAGCACCAACAUCUCCUUCCUCUGCUACUACCCCAGGAACCCCCAAGGGAAAAAGGGAACCGACCAGCAAUGGCACCAGUUCAGUUAUCAGUUCCAAAACUGGCAAGAAUUCGGGCAAAAAGAAGGGUCUGAACAGUGAACUGAACAGCCUUCCAGUAAUUUCUAAUAUGUCAGCUACACUGGAUAAUUGCUCUGUAACAGAUGGCAAUUUGCAAACUGAAAUGCCAAAACUGGAGGCUGAAGGGUUAAUAGAGAAGAAGAGUUUGAGUGAUAAAGGCAAGAAAGGUAAUAAUUGCAAAGUGGAUAAAAACAUUUCCAAACUGAAAACAGCCCGGCCCAUUGCCCCAACGCCAGCACCGGCUCCUCCUCAGUUAAUAGCUAUACCUUCUACAGCCUUUACAGCCAGCACUACAGGGACAAUACCAGGACUGCCCUCUCUAACAACUACUGUUGUUCAGGCUACACCAAAGAGCCCUCCGCUAAAACCUAUUCAACCAAAGCCCACAAUUAUGGGAGAGCCAAGCACUGUAAACCCAGCUCUCACAUCACUCAAAGACAAAAAGAAAAGGGAGAAGCGUAAGCUAAAGGACAAAGAAAGCAAAGAGAGUGGAAGCCCUAAGAUGGAUUCUAAGCUGGGAAAGCUAGAGGAUUCAAAAGGGUCUGGGAAAGAUUUAUCUGGACAUUUUUUAAAGGACCAUCUCAACAAGAAUGAAGUGUUAGCUAAUGGACUUUCUGAGUCUCAAGAGAGCAGGAUGGCAAGUAUUAAGGCUGAAGCUGAUAAGGUUUACACAUUCACAGACAAUGCGCCCAGCCCUUCUAUAGGGAGUGCCUCCAGGAUGGAAUGCAGCACUUUGGUGAAUGGACAAUCUUCAAUGGCGCCUCUGCAUGUGUUGACACAAAAUGGUGCGGAUAGCGCUGCUGCUAAAACCAACAGCCCUGCUUACUCUGAUAUUUCUGAUGCAGCUGAUGACGGUGGCUCUGACAGCCGGUCAGAGGGUGUGAGGUCAAAGGCCAGCUCUCCUUCGGAUAUUAUUUCUAAUAAGGACAGUGUUGUAAAAGUACAUUCUUCAACCGCAUCACAAUCGGCACAAGCGAAAGAGUCCCAUUCUCCCUAUUACCAUGGCUACGAUCCUUAUUAUUCUCCAAGUUACAUGCAGUCUGGACAGGUCAGUGCCCCAGCAGCUGGAAACUGCAGCACCCCACAGGGACUGAAGAUCAAAAAAGAGGCAGAUGAAGAGGCUGAAAAGAAAGAGAAGGGGGAACCGUCAGAAGCCAAGAAAAAUGAAAGUGGUUCCUCUAAUUUGCAGCCACAACAUCAGUCAGUAAUAACACAAAGACACCCUGCACUUGCUCAGUCACUUUAUUAUGGACAGUAUGCCUAUGGGCUCUAUAUGGACCAAAAGUCCUUAAUGGCCUCUAACCCUGCUUACAGACAGCAGUAUGAAAAAUAUUAUGAGGACCAGCGGCUAGCAGAACAGAAGUUGGUACAGACUGGGAGGGACUGUGAAAGGAAGAAUGAACCUCCCUUGAAGGAAAUUGGAAAGGAUGAUAAGCAGAAAAAUAUCCCAUCUGCAACUAUUUCAAAGGCUCCUUCAACUCCGGAGUCAAGCAAAAGUAACACUAAAAUAGGGUCUUUGGUCCCUAACAAAGGUGAGGAGACGAGCAAAUCACAGAUCCUUUCCAAUCACCAGCAGCAGCUUCAGUCUGACAGUUUCAAAGCCAAACAAAUGGAAAACCAUCAGCUCAUAAAGGAGGCUGUGGAGAUGAAAUCUGUCAUGGACUCCAUGAAGCAAACGGGGGUAGAUCCAACCACAAGAUUUAAACAGGAUCCAGAUACACGAACAUGGCAUCAUUAUGUCUAUCAGCCUAAAUACCUUGAUCAGCAAAAAUCAGAAGAACUUGAUCGGGAUAAAAAGUUAAAAGAAGACAGCCCUAGAAAAACACCUAACAAGGAAAGUUCCCUGCCUAACCUUCCUGUCUCAUUAGCAAGCAUUAAAGAGGAGCCUAAAGAGGUCAAGCGUUCUGAUUCUCAGUCAGUGGAUGAGAGCAAGAUAAAAAACGAUGAUCGAAAGACUCCUGUAAAUUGGAAGGACUCUCGAGGUGCUAGAGUAGCAGUUUCCUCACCAAUGAGUCAGCAUCAGUCAUAUAUCCAGUACUUGCAUGCUUAUCCUUAUCCACAGAUGUAUGAUCCCAACCAUCCAGCCUAUCGAGCAGUCUCUCCUGUCCUAAUGCACAGCUAUCCUGGGGCAUAUCUCUCUCCAGGAUUUCAUUACCCAGUUUAUGGGAAGAUGUCAGGGAGAGAAGAGGCGGAGAAAGUCAAUACCAGCCCAAGCAUCAAUGCGAAAUCAACCACUGAGUCCAAAGCACUGGAUUUGCUCCAGCAGCAUGCCAGCCAGUAUCGCAGCAAGUCUCCUGUUCCCGUGGAAAAAUCGGCAGCUGAGCGUGAACGGGAAGCAGAAAGGGAACGAGAUCGUCAUUCACCUUUUAGCCAGCGACAUCUCCACACACACCAUCACACACAUGUUGGAAUGGGUUACCCGCUUAUACCUGGACAAUAUGACCCAUUUCAAGGAUUGACCUCUGCUGCCCUUGUUGCCACUCAGCAGGUGGCUGCGCAGGCAUCUGCAUCUGGUAUGUUUCCUGCACAAAGAAGGGUGAAUUAAUGGAAGUUAGAGCUUGUUUAUGAAGUCCAUUCCAUUUCUCCCGCCUUGUGAAUACUUAAUACAGAUGGAUGAAUUAAAGAUCCUCAGCAGACAAGCACACUUGGAGUUUUUAUAUUGCUAUGAUGAAUCUGCCAUUCAUAUUGCUAUAAUUGUUUUAUUUUUAUAGACGUAAAAUCAGUUCCCUUAGUGGCUAGUAGUAAGGCUUGUUGAUUUUUAAUAUACAUUAUUCAUCUGUGGCUUACUUACAUCUUGUUCUGAAAACGUUCAUAAGGCUCACAGUGCUGACAUACCACAAGCUAGCUUCAUCAGAAAUGGGCAGAAAAGGGUGCUUUUUUUGGAGAUGGGGAUAUUGUGAAUACAGAACUCCUGAAAAAUAAGUGCCUUAUGACUUCUAUAUUAAAAGCCUAGAUGGCUUUUGUAUUGAGAUAUGCCAUUGAUUUCUUUUCCGUCUAGACUGCUAAUGCUUCUGCAGGAAAACAGAUCUUACAAAUUCACACAAUCUGUGAUUUUGAUUUGGUUGGUUUAAUAUUGUGUUGUAGGUAACUGGAAUGAAUUACUCUGAUUGAUACAGGGUAAGCAGCAGCUAAAAUAAUAUUUAAUGUUAUAGCUUUAUUAUAUCCUUGAAAUCUGUAAGAGCGGCUUAUGGGCAUUGCCAUUUAUUAUCUUCCUCCACUAAGGUUAAUUAUUUCCCUCUAUCUUCAUAACUUUCUUUUUGAUUUAAUGCUUGCCACUUCCUUAAAGGCUAUGCAACUGGUUCAGUACUCCUCAAAGCCAAAAGCUGUUCAGCAACAUGUCCAAGCUUGACAUGCAACUGCUGUAAUCAUCUAAUCCCUGUAUAUCCAAAUGAUGAGCAGAAUUAAGCAGUAAUAUGAGGAAGGCAGUUUACAAACCUGGGAACUAAGGGCUGCAGAAGCUGAUAGCUGGCAAGGGGCAUCUGAAGCAAUGUGGUACAGUCGUACCUGUACCUUGUUGUCCAUGGGCAGGGCUUGCACUCCUUGUGACUUGCAACUAACAACCCUAUUUCUCUGCUCUUACAGCAGCUACUAUCAAUGAACAUACUCUGUCUUUCAUUAAAAUGUUGCUAGACAUCUCUAAGAGAUGAACUAGGGCUUUGUUUUUACACUUACUUCUCUGAGUUUCUAAUCUGUCCAUGCCAUGCAGCUAGAGGAAUGAAACGUCUCGUCAGUGGGAGCCCACCACACCAACCCACAAAGCCCAGCCAGGGAGCUAUUGCCUGUGAUGCUUGCACUGGGAAAAAACAGAUGUGAAUCAAGAGGCGGUAGGUUGUUUUGUUUUGUUGUUGCUUUUGAUCAGUCUUGCAAUUCUAGAGGCUGAAAUAGGAUGGAGAUCUAAAAGACAACUGGAUGGCUGUCCUAGCUAGACUAUUGAAAAUGGGGCCCAAGAAAAACAUUUUUCCAGUUUUGUAUGUGGCCUUGGGAACCUAAGAACUUAAAGAACUAAUUUUGUGCUGUCUCCUCCAUCCCUGGCUUCUGAAGGGUGUGUUGCUUGGAUGUAAUCACUGGGUCACCAGUCUGCAACAAAUGCUGGCAGUGCAUGUGCCUUCAGUAGCUGUGAGGUGAGAGAACCCACGAAUCCAUACUAGAAUGUACCAUGUACAGCUGAUAGUACAAAAACUGGCAUAAAAAAGAGCUUCAGAAGUGCGUUUCUGCAGUUCCCCAUCCUGGCUGUUGUCAGGGAGGGUGAAAGAAUCAUGCAAGAAAUCUAGUGCUUAUUUCCUUCUGGCAUCACGAUCUUGCCACUGUUUGAUCACAGCUAACAAAUGUACUGUCCUCAUCAUUCUGCCUCAGAAUAUCACACUAAAUAAUGGUUUGCCAUGCUCUCUUGCUCUUUCACAUCUCUCUCCUACUCUUCUCUCUACUUGUUCACUUAACAAGCUCUCAAGCUUUCGUCCAUUCGAUACCAUUAAAACUCAGCCUUCCUGUUUGUAUAGCUAAAAACCCACAUAGAUUUAUGAACUCAGCCCUUGCUUGAUUACUUCUCUGCCUCUUUCCUUUUAUCACCCUCCCUUUCUGAGCUGUAUUUUAAAUUUAUCUUAUGCUGUGUUAAUGCAUCCUAUUUCUCUUCAGCCUGAAGUGUUGUGGAAAGAAUGUCUUGCUUCACCCUUAUACAGAACAAGUCUUAUUUAUAGCUUCUUCUGAAUAAUAGUAAUGGAUGAUUUUAAGAUAGCAUAGAUGAUAGUGUAAGAUGUCCUGAGUAGCUAGAGCAGAUCAUUAUUAACAAGGAGCUUACUAACAAAAGACAUUACAGAUUUAAAGGGAAUUUUGAAACCUUCUAAUGACCCAAGAACUGGAAAAAAUAUCAAGCCCAUAGAAGCAAUUUGACAGUGUAGCUCUUUGAAUCAGAGAGAGAUGGAGGUAUACAGUCAUUACAUAAUGAACCAGCUUUGCUUUUCUUUAGAAAGAAAACUGUUUUCUUCAUUUGUUUCAGUUUUAAUCUUUUACAUAGCUUUCUGUAUCAACUCUCUGUAAAAUCACCAUGAACUAUGAUUUUCCUUGAUGGUUUUACUCAUAUCAGCAUUUCCUAAGUUCACAAAGUUUUAGCCUUUUCUUUAAGGUUUCUUGUUUUGUUUUGUUUUGUUUUGUUUUGUUUUGUUUUGUUUUGUUUUGUUUUUGAGCAAGUCCUACUUUACUGAGAUGUUACUUUUACUGAGAAAUGCAUGUGGAUAUCAUUCAAGAGAAGUCACAUUUGACUCUCAGAAGCAGCAUAAGCUAUCUGCUUCAAUUUGAAGUGGAAAAACCCCAGGUCAUUUUUGUUAUGUUCUUCCCCCUUCUUUAGAGCAUGAGAUUUAGAAAAUCUGUUUUUCAUAGAAACUGGAAAACAAAAGAAGUCUAAUAAUCUAUAUGUGUUUUUCAGCUCAGUUUCAGGACACCUUACUGAUCCAUUCUGCCUUACCAGAGCGCACAGAAAGUCCUUUCUGACCUAUCCAUUGUCUUUUAGCAGUUGAGUCUGUUUAUUCUGAGGGAGGGGAAGGCUUUUCAAAGAUACUAUUUUUCACCUUCUCAACCAUUUUAAGGUAGUUUGGUGGCUGUAGGAAACCAUUAAAAUCUUUAUAGCGACUCUUACUAAUUGCAACGAGCAAAAUAGUGCUUUCAACUCUUAAACUUCUUAUCUAGGCUGAUAAAUGAGCAAACUCAAGGAUUUUGCAAAGGUAAUUAUUAUUUGCCACUUGACAAUAUUUAUCAUGCAGAAAACUUGUUAUCCACUGUAAUGUCGUAGAGAAGUGCUCUGGGGACUUUGAAAGCAGGUGUUAUUAUAGACAGAUGAACUGCUAUAGAUCAAGGUCAUAACUAGUUCUGUUUGAAUAGCUACAUAGUAUUUUCAGCAGCCUUGUGAAGUAUUUUGAGGUGGUAUAAUGGUGUGUGUUAGUUAUGUGAUUUCCAUCGUUUGAAUUUGCUGAUGUAGAACUGUGCUUGUUUGUAGUUUUCACCAUAAUGCUUCAGGGUUGCUUUGUGAAACUGAGUAGUAUAGCAGCGCCUGAUGAAAAAAGAACUGAGGAAGCAACAAUUCUGUGAAAGCCUGUUUAAGUGCUGAACACAAAUUUCAAAGUAUGCAUCUUGACAGGUAGAGUAAAUGGUUGCAGUCCUUGGCUGGAGAGGAUGGAUGGGACCAGGACAGUCCAAAGAAACCCCUACCCCAACUUGAAUGUGGUGAACCAAGGAUGUGCAGUUUGCUGCUGCAAGACUUGUUUUGGAACUGUUUCUAAUAGAAGAGUAUGCAGGAACUGUGCUUCAGUCGAACCCUUGUUAAUAUUUUCUUAAUUAGCCCAGUGAAAGUCGAAAGAGUGGAAAUGAGAUGCAGGAUAUAUAGCCCCAGAGUUUUCUGAUCCGAGAACCUCCUAGGUAGUACUUUCUGCAGUUUGUAUUUUCUCACUUUUAUAAAACUUGUCCAUGUGACACUAGAAAUAACUUGAGGGAGGAAGGGAAGAUUUUCCUCUCCGCCAUGCAGUAUGGAUGACUAAAAGGAACAGGAUUUGCACUUAGUUUUAAAAAGAGCUGGCCUUUAAUAUGUGUGCUGAAAUUGAGUAGCUUUCUUGAGCAGAACCAGUUUCUACUUGAUAAGCCUUCAUUCUGCUGUGCUGGCCACUUCAGACACCUGCCUACCUUCUUCCUUUGGGUCUCUGUGUUUCCCGGGUGAAGCAGAAGGAAGCAGAUCAAGGACUAGAUGGACUGCAGGGAUGGCCUGACAGUUCCGCUUUUCCAUUGCAUGCCAGAGCAAGGCUUUUGUAAUUCCUUUUCUCCACACUUUCCCUACCUCUGUCUCCAGGUCAGUUUUAAGUGUUUGCAGUGAUAAGCCCCAUCAAGCUGCUGAUCUUUAAGCAGAGCUCCAGACAGAAAGGUCAUUAAAAUGUCAGUAACACAAUAUGUCUCCCAUGCCUUGCUUUGGGAUGUAACAAUUUAAUACCAGGCUUUGCCUCCAGUAUCUGCUGAGCCCCUUAAUGAUCUUCCUACUUUCAAAUGAACUGGUUUCCUCUAAUAGAGAAUUUGCCAAAAUCCUCAGCCUCUGUAGAUGUCUUUUGACUUACUGAUGUCAGAUGGCCAUUUUAUAUUUUAUAUAUUGUGGUAAUUUAAUAUUGAUGAGUAGUUCAGCACCAACAGGACAUUUUCUCAUUCCCUUUCCUCAGAGGGCAGAGGGAGAAAAUAGUAAAAAAGGCUGAAGGAUAAGGACAGGGAGAUUGUUCCCCAAUUACCGUCAUGAGCAAAAGAGGCGUAGCGUAAGACACAGAAGUAAUUUGUUGCCAACUAAUAACAGACCAGAGCAAUGAGAACUAAAAGCAAACAAACUGAACCACCAUCUUCCCAUCCAUAUUCUUUGUUCACCUCCCCACAGGUGCCACAGAGGAACAGAGGACAGUGGCUGCCGUGGUCAGCCAUUAACACUUUAUCUCUGCACCUCUACAUGGUCAUUCUCUGCCUCUGCUGCACAUGGGUCCCUCCCAUAGAUGCCAUCCUUCCCAAUCUGAUCCUGCAUAAGCCCCCCAGGCAGCAGCUCUCCAAGCACUGCUCCUGCACCAUGCCACCCUUCAGGCACUGCUCUGCCAGCCUCCUGCUGCCCCAUGGGCUGCUCUGCGUGGGCUGCAGCUCCAGCCUAGGACUGCUCCUGUGUGGUACCCACAGCUGUACCUCCUCCAAGCCACAUCCACGGCUGCAUCAGGGGCUCCUCUGUGUCCACAUGUAGAGAUGUGCUCCAUGCGGUGUCCAUGGGCUGCAGGGAGCUGCUGCUCAGUGUCUGGAGCACCUCUCAUCUUCCUGCCCCAUCCUCAGGGCCCACAGGGCUGCUUCUCUCACACAGCUCACCAUUCUCUCCCAGCUGCUGUCGAGUGACAAUUUUUCCUUUCCCAAACCUGCUGUCCAAGAGUGCACCCAGCACUGUUCAUGGCCCAGUUCUGGCAAUACUGGGUCUCUUCUGGAGCAGUUGAAGAUGGCUGUGAUCUGACAUGGGGCAGUGCUGGGCCCUGCUCACAGAACCCCUGCAGCACCGCUGUUAACCAAACCUAGGUAGAUCAUUUGAGUUACAUACAGAGAGGGGAGGGAAUUAUUAAAGGCUUGUCCUGGUGGUUAAGCAGGACAGGACACUUUGACACGGAAGUCACCAAGCCAAAAACUGCUGAAUCUGCCCUAAAGACUUCAGUGCUAAAAUCUACUGAAACAGGAGGAUUUGGUGAGGCACAGGUCCAGCAAGAUCACCCAAGCAGAAUAAACAACUGUGGCACUACAUAAGUCACUAACUAACCUAGGGUGAGUUAGAAAACACUGAUACUGUGAAUUGCAGUGCUCUGGUGCAUAAAGCUCUGGUUCUGGACAGAUGGCUUCCCACAGCCAACACAGAACAUACGUCUUCAGAUCCAGUCGGACUGUCCUGAAUGCUCAGGCAGCUGCUGCAGGCUUAACAAGUUGCUGCUGGCUCAUGAGCUGCCAUCUCAGUACGGUUUGAUUUCUUCAGUACCACGGGUCUGCAGCAGCAAGAGACGCAAUGUUUGUUAUGCCACAAGUGGUGGAACUUACUGAGUCCAAACAACUUACAGAAGAUGAAGCAGCAUAAAGUAUGAAGUAGCCUACAAGCUCAAGCAUGGCCAUGACAACAGUCUAUAGAAGGCACUAUGCUUGUCACAUCUCUAAUAUGCAAUUCCCCUAUCUCCAAAAGAAUGUGAUUUCUCUUAUCUUUGAACUGCUAUACACCAGGGACAGGUCUCUUCUGCCUGCCAUGUGAAAACAGGAGUUACUGUUCUGUAGAGAAAGAGAAUAUAAUUGCAGAGUAGAAUAUUGUCAGCUAGGAGACUAUCCGUCAAAUUAGAGGGUGUAUUUCUCCAUUUGCACUCCCAGUUGUGGCAGUAAAUUGAAAGCUUUGGUUCUCUGUUUUCUUGUUAAGUAGAUCAAUUCUCAUAUUCUUUUGGGGCACACAAAAUGGCAGUAUUAGAUUACUAGCUAUCAGUAAGAAGGGCCUAUAUCUUUUCUCGUUAAUUGGCUGAUACACAUUAUAAGAAUCCAUCUUGGAUAUUCUUCUCAAUGGGAAAUCAUAGUUUUGUUCUUACUAAAUCUUUUAUUUUGGCUGCUGCAUUUUCAAACAGCAUGCAAUGUAGAUAAGGGGGAUCCCAGCUGAAAUCUUCAGGACAGUUUUUAUAUGUUUUCAAAAUUUGUAUCACAUUCUCGUAUUGCCUAUCACAGUAUUUGACAGAAUCAGACUCUUUCCAGUUGUACCCAGUGGCAGGACAAAGGCCACAGGAUGAAACUCUUUACUGCGUGGAUGACAGCAAGCACAUUGCAGUAGAUGAUGAAUAAGUGUAAUGCAAGUGCAUGGCAUUGGUUCUGGAGAGGGAGGAGUGGGAGGGGUUUAUCAGGGCAGCUUAGAGCAGUGCAGGACCACUUUGCCACUUGCCCUUUCACACACCCACACCCCUUUCUAGACUGUUUGCCCGUGGCUGUAUUUACUCUCUAUUAGUCCCCAGUGAUAGCAUCAAGGUUGGAUGCUGUUCUUGAAUCAACAGUUGAAUUCUCCCUGUUCUAACACCAUCAGGAGUAAAUUGCUAGCUAAUCACCAAGGAAAAGAGAUUUGCAGUACAAGUUAUUCUGGGACAAGUGCAGCUAGUAAAGACAAGAUUUUAGUGGCUUUCUUGCCUAUUUGGAAUUUCAGAUUUUCAAUAAUUAGUGAACUGCUUAGUAUUUCCCUAUAUGAGACCACUACUAGGCUGUCUCUCCUAUGGCUAUUUACAAGUUCUUAUAAAAUUAUAGGUCUUUGAAGCAUCUGUCAGUAGUUUAAUUGCAACAGGCUCAAAUGUUAUGUGCAAGGGAAGGGCUACACAUGGUUUAAUCACAGGAACUGUAAAUGAGAGUUAUGUCAGGCUCUCCUCUUGUGUGUGUCCUAAACAGUCAAAAAGGCAAACAGCCUAAAGCAGCUGUGAGUGUAACCACAUCUUUUCCCCUCACAGCUGUGGGGUGACUGCGGCUUCCGUCAGGCCCUGUAUGUGCAACUGCACUGUGCUCUGCACCACAAGUUCAGUGCAGAAUGUCUCCAGGGACCACAGCUGUAGUAAAGAGAAGUAGCUGUAUUUCAUUUGUUUUCUUACAAGUGUAAAGCCAUGAAUAACGUGAGAAACUGACAGAAGCCUAAGCAGCGACUCCUGACUCCUAGAUCUGUCAGUAGUCACAAGAAUGAAUAACCUCGAAUUAGUCUGUUAUAGAGGUAUUUAUAUGUUUAGCUGUAGGUUUAACGUGGCUUUAUUACCAUGACACAAGGAACAGGAAAGUCUGGAUUUAAGAAAAGCUACAGCCAUUAUUUUUAAUGUUUCUGGGUGCCAAGAGACACUAGUGAAUAUUUCUGCUCUUUUAUAAUAAGCUAGUUCAGACGUAGGAGAAGAAAGGUUUAUUUUUGAAAGCUGUGAGUAGUAACAACAUAACGGUUUCAUUAUCUAAAUUUCAGUCACAACAAGGACAAAAAAAAAAUCUCUCUUAUGCAUGCUGAAGAGCUUUUCAGCCCUGAAAAAAACAAUCAAUACCAUAUUCACACUAAUGUUUGCUUGCAUAAUAUAUUGACUGUAGACACACUGGCAGUUUUACAUAAUAACUUAAAAGCAGUCUUGAUCGUUUGAAAGGUUAUAAUUGUUUUUCCCCUUUCCUGAAAGGGUAAUGAAAGGACAACUAAAAAGCAGAACUAUAUAGUUAUUUUCUAACUGGCACUAACAAAUUUCUCCAAUUACAGAGUCCAUUCUGUAAGCAAUGAAUGUGUGGCUCCCAAUUAAUCUAGUGUACCUCUAGGCAAGGUCUAAAUCAGCUGGAUACAGCUAAAGCAAUUUGCACACAGCUAAAAGCAAAUUGGAAAAUAAGUGUUCCACACUACUGCCUAUCUUCCCAAGCCAAAUACACAAUGGUAUGCUGGCAGCAGCGCUCUGUCAUGUUAUUUGCAGCUAUCAAUUUUAAUUAUAACAAUUAUUGAUUAGUUGGGAAAGUGAAUAACCUAAUGUUCAAAGGAGAUUGUCACGGCUUCUGGGGAUCUUUUUUCCCUUUCAUGCAUACGUCUGUGCAAAUGUUAGGAAAUACUAAGAAGAUACCUGCUUCACUUUACUGAGUUUAGCUAACUAUGAAGUUGCAGCAGUGAUUUUUGUUGCUGUUUUUGCUUACAACAGAAGUUGAUAUGAGUUGAACAGAGGCUCAGUUCAGGACUGCAGGACAAAAAUUCCAAAUGUGGGCACGUAUCUACUUUCUUAUUUAACCACCCAAGCAAAUGAGCUGCUUUGUACAGGGAGAGACCUUCUGUUGCCCAAUGACUCCAGCUAUUUUGCUAGCCUACGUACUUUUAGAAACAAGCUGUUUCUUUUUGUAGAACAGCGCUUCUCUUUAAAGAGAGAAAAGAGGAAAUAGUCCAAUCCUUGCUGCGCUGAGGGUUGUAUGAAUUUCAGCUAAAUAAAUAGAGUCAAGAAGAGUACAUCCAGAAUGGAGCAGGGUUUCAACCUGCUGAACAGACGUCCAAGUUUUUGGUGCAAUACUCUCCUUUGCUAUGUUGCUGAAGACUCAGUAUCACUUGGAGUGAUCAACCAAGCAGACAGCUACUGGGCACUGCAUGCCAAAGACACCCUCCAGGAGCAUUAUGGACUGCCUCCUCCAAAGCUGGUGGACAAAGGGACGUUUCCCUCCAUGCCUCAAUCUUUUCCAGAGCUGAAACCUGUAGCUAUUGGGGCAGCUUAACUGGACAACAAGACCUCUCCACCGGAUCAAGAGCCAGAGAGCCAGAGAGCUUGCUAACAGCCCUUGAUAUCAGAGAACACAAACAGCAAAAAAUUUUGAAGGUGAUGGAGUGAAUCCUGGAUGUGCCAAUCAGGGGAAUGGCCGUGUCUGGUAACAAACAGCUUCCUGAGAGAAAAACAGUGGAACCAUUCAGAAGACAUGCGUAUGUGUCAUCAUCUGGUCACCUUCAGUGUAUGUACACGAUGGAUGUGAUAUCUCCUGCUCUGUAUCUUUUCUUUCUAAGCUCUUUUGCACAGUGUCAGGAUUUAGUAUUCUCAUUCAAAUUAUUUUACCCCAUAUUCCAAAGCUUACAGGAGGCUCUGCUCAAUCUUACAAAGGCGUGUUUAAAGACAGAACCCUGUCCCAGCCUUUUUCUUAUUCCUUUCUUUCUCUUCUGUUGCAUUAAGGGCAAAAACCAAAUAAAUAGCAGCUUCCUGCUUAAUAAUAUUUAACACUUUAGCUUUGUUGUAUCAGAGAACCAUGAAAAAUUAUAGUUUACAGUCCCUUAGCUGGCCCAGGAUGAGUGGCACCAUGUCCACUGAGUGCUGGGAACCUGUUUGCUUGGCAGUCCUUGCUGCAUGACAGAUGAAGGAAGUCAAAGUGAAAACCAAAGAGCAUUAGACAAACCAUCUUCUGGUUGACUUGACGUGGCCACAAGCAAAUACAUGGGGCAGAGCAAGAAGAAACCCAUCUAUGCCAGUGUUCUCCCAUCUUCUGACAGUUUUCUCAACCUUUUUAAUUUGUUCUACACAAUAAUGUACAAACUUUGAAUUCAGAGUGCUAGCUCAUUCUCCUGUUGGAUGCAAUAUGAAAUUCCUAAAUUCACAGUGUUCCUUGCCGUGGACUUUCCACAUGUACUACACAUUGCGUGGAAAUGUGCUGACUGUGAUGCCUGUUACCUUUAUUUGAUAGAUGGAUUCUUGUACUGGAAAUCACAGCAUACAAUUUCUCUAAUCACCUUCCCUCUGUGUCUCUUGUGAUCUUUAGACUUAAAUGUGUUUUCUCAUAAGCGCUCUUUUUUUCACACUGACGACAGCCAAACUAAUUGUUGUGGGUUUUUGUUGUUGUUUGUUUUGUUCUGUUUUGUUUUGUUUUCCCUGUUUUCCUUUUCUCCUCUGUAUGGAGUCUUUUAAUCAUCCUUGUCAUCCUUCUCUGAACUUUCUCUGAACAUCAUUUACUGUUGAAGAGGCAAAUAUCCAUCUUUCCUUUGUGAGAACUCCCCAUUUAUUUCCACCCUUUACCUCCUGGGUUUUAGCCAGUUACAUCUCUAUUUGUGCAUUUAUUCUGGUGAGUUUCUUUAAAAACCAUAGUGUUGUGGUUUCAGAAUUAAUCUUCUUUGUGGAGGAUCAUGUGAUGCUGCAUUUUGGAUUUGUGUGAAAAGUGAUGUUGCAAACUCAACAAUACUUCAGUUAUUGCAGAGCAGUAGUAGCACAGAGACAAGGUCUUUUCUGUUUCUGGUGCUGCCCUGCCAGCCAGGAGCUGGGGAUGCACAAGGAGAAGGGAGGGGAUACAGCAAGGACAGCUGACCUAAACUGGAUGAAGGGAUGUCUCAUACACUAUCAUGGGGUAGGUGUUCAAAGUGAAGCAUUUGUCUUCUCAAGAAACCACUAUGUGUGAUGAGCCCUGCUUUCCUGGAACGUCUGCCUGUUGAUGGGAAGUAGUGAAUGAAUACCUUAUUUUGCUUUUGCUUUACCUAGUAACCUGUCUUUAUCUCAACCCAUGAGUUCUUGCACUUUUACCUUUCUGAUUCUCUCCCUCAUGCCACCUGAGGUGAAUGAGGGAGUGGCUGGGUAGAGCUGCCUACUGGGUUAAAUCAACUCAGUAUAGGGCACAAAAGGUUUGAGGUGAUGACAGUUUUAAUUGGAGUGUAGAGAUGUUAUAGCUGUUUAGCUGCUAACUGGCAGGCUCCUGUGCUUGUCAUGGGGCUUGCUUGCCUUAUCGUAUAUUAGAGUUCAGUGCUUGUUAGUGACUGCUUUUGCUUCUGCCAUUUGCUGUACUCUCUUAGCAUCUUGCUUUGCUGAGCCUGGGAACAUUUGGUAACAGUAUGUGCCUGGGCUGUCAAAUGGAUGGGGUAUCACUGCUUUUCCUGUGCUGCCGUAUUGGACAGGCUGGGAUUUCAGUAUGAGCUUGAGUCAGAGGAACUGUGACCUGUGGAUGAGUCCACAUGGAAGUAUAUACAUCUCAAUGUGUCUGUGGCUAUGGCGCAGCAGGUCCACCUUGCAGUGUUCAUAUCUGUGGAUAUGGUCAUACCACAAUACUUUGAAGCAUCUGUCACAGUGGAUAAGAACAUUAUACAGUAGGUAACUGAAGGUUCUAUGGCCAAUGGAUGAGGCCAUGCCAGAGCAGGUACACUUCGAAAGGAUCGUAGUUAAUGGACAAUUCCAAACUGGAAGGGACAAGGAGAGGAGUUCUUUGCAAUGUUAAAUGCUUUGGCCUGAUCUGAAUAUUCAAGGAGCGGAGAUUGUAAUAGUUAUAAUAAAUCUUUAAAUUGUUGUAAUUCUUUAUUUAAGUUACAUAUUAUAAGGAAAUUCUAUAGCAGGAACCAUUUGAAUCAGUGGAAGAUGAACCUCACAAGGAACAGUGCAAGUACAGCAGUGACUCAACAUGAAUUGUCUUUGGCAGCCAGUAACUCCAUGCAACACACUGCUUCUCCUGUCCUGAGCAACCACCGAAACAGACAGAAGCUAAGUCGUGGACUAAAAGAACUCAGUGGACAUUUUAUGGACAUUUCACAGGGAUGAUCCAUAGACUAAGAGAAUGAUAUCUGUGUAUCAACUGAAAGCUUGUAAUUAAUGAGAAUGUAUUGGAAAGUGUAGGACAUGAGCAUGACGUGAAUGAUAUGGAAUAAGGGGUGGAUAUUGUCAUAGUUUUGUCUGGAAUUGAGUCUUCUUUUUUGUAAAGGCUGAUUUUAGCUUUUUUGCUUGUUUGUUUAUUUUCAAAAAUAGUGGGGAUAAAUCAACAAUAUUUUAGUUGUUGCAAAGUAGUACUUACACAGAGCCAUGGACUUUUCAGCUUCUCACACCACCCUGCCAGUGAGGAGCUGGAGGUACACAAGAAGCUAAGAGGGAACACCCCUAUUGACCAAAGGGAUAUUCCAUACCAUGUAGUGUCAUGCUCAUCAAUAAAAUACAGAGUAAAUAAAGAGGGAGGGUGGGAUGUUUGGAGUAAUGGAGUUUGUAUUCCCAAGAAACCAUUACAUGUGAUGAGCCCUGCUUUCCUGGAAGUGGCUGAACAUCUGCCUGCCAAUGGGAAGUAGUGAAUGAAUUCCUUAUUUUGCUUUGCUUGUGCACACUGCUUUUGCUUUACCUAGUAAACUGUCUUUAUGUCAACCUAUGAGG